Molecule: messenger RNA, 3998 nt
Organism: Chroicocephalus ridibundus (black-headed gull)
Lineage: Eukaryota; Metazoa; Chordata; Aves; Charadriiformes; Laridae
Gene: HERPUD1
Product: homocysteine inducible ER protein with ubiquitin like domain 1
Exons: 8
Coding region: 40-1188 (382 amino acids)
Biological process (GO): endoplasmic reticulum calcium ion homeostasis; endoplasmic reticulum unfolded protein response; ubiquitin-dependent protein catabolic process
Cellular component (GO): endoplasmic reticulum membrane
Molecular function (GO): transmembrane transporter binding
Source: RefSeq, a predicted model, not a curated record
GGCAGAGGGGGGCGCCGCUGUCCUCGCCGUCCGCCUGCCAUGGAGGAGCCGCUGUCGCUGCUCGUCCGCAGCCCCACGCAACGGCACCCCGAUCUCCGCCUCUGCGCCGGCCCCGCAUGGACCGUGCGCCGCCUCAAGGCCGAGCUGCGCCGCCUCGUCCCUGGGGCACCGCCUGAAGAGGACCAAAAGCUGAUUUAUUCUGGGAAGCUGCUGCUUGAUCAUCAUUAUCUGAGAGAGUUGCUGCCAGAGCAUGGGGAGUUGCAUGCUCUUCAUUUGGUAUACAACUUCAAGACUGCAAAUGUGCAAGAAACUAAUGCAGAGGUUAAAGCCGAUCAACACAAGUUAUUGUCAGAAGCCAGUCAAGAACCAUUUGUAUCUUCCUCAAAUGGUGAAAGACGGAGAUGCUCUUCUGGUGGCCAGUCGUCAGCAGAAGGCAGUAACAGGCUGGAAACGGUUCGGCAUCCCUUCCAAAAUGUGGCUUCUGGCUUCUCUGCAUAUACAACCUACAGCAUGCUUCAGAUGUCCUGGCUUCAGCAGAUUUAUGCAAGACAAUAUUACAUGCAAUACUUGGCUUCUACUGCUGCACCUGCUGACCCCUCCCAUGCACGGCGUUCUCAGGAGAUACCCGUGGCCCCAGUGACGCCCCCGGCUCCUCUCCCAGACCCGUUUCCUGCACAAAAUCAGCCUGGAAACCAGAAUGCCGCUGCCCAGGUUAAUGCAGCGGCCAACCAGAACUUGCGGAUGAAUGCCCAAGGGGGUGCCCUGAUGGAGGAAGAGGAGGAAGGCGGCAAUCGAGAUUGGUUGGAUUGGCUCUACUCAGCAACACUCUUCUAUGUUUUUGUCAACAUUGUCUAUUUCUACUCCAGUGUCAGCAGAUUCCUCCUGGUUAUGGGUGGCACUGUGCUGAUGUAUCUGCACCAUGUUGGAUGGCUUCCUUUUAGACGAAGACCGGUUCAGCCCUUUCCAGGCAAUGCUCCUCCUCAAGCUGCUGUGAACCAGGACCAGAACAAUAACUUACAGGGGGGAAAUGCAGGCAGAGCAGAUGAAUCCGAGGCACCUCCUGAUGAGGGACAAGUUUUACAAGAACUGCAGCAGGUCAACCCCUCACUUAUGAGCACGGCAUGGGUUUUUUUUAAGACUUUCUUUGCAUCCCUCCUUCCAGAAGGGCCUGGAGUGACCCGCAACUGACUUGUCACCAGUCUACUCGUCUGAAAGUGCAAUGGGACUUAGUCUACCUGAACGCAUCGGAUACCAACUCCAAACCAGGAGUGAAAGUGGAUGGCACUCCCUCUGACUUUCACUGACCAAGCAAAUAAAGCUGCGAGAAGCCUUAAGUCAUUACAGCCUAGAGACUGAGAUGCUUGCCCUCGUUCCAAAGAACUUUGUUCUGUAGCAUUUAUUAGGUACCUGUGUAGAGGCUUGCCAUUGUAAACUUUGUGCUCUAAAUGCACAGGCUCUAAGCAGGUGUGCAAAAAUGUUAGAGAAGCAAAUUGCUUCUUCUGUGCAAUGUGAUUCCUGUUGGAAUGUUUCAAAUGCUAUUUAAAUUACACUGAGUGUAGGAUCUCAAAAAAAAAAAAGUAAAAUCAUGGAAUCACGGAAUAUUUCAGAGUCGGAAGGGACCUCUAGAGAUCAUCUAGUCCAACUCCCCUGCUAAAGCAGGAUUGCCUAGAGCACAUUACUCAGGACUGCAUCCAGGCGGGUCUUGAAAGUCUCCAGAGAAGGGGACUCUCCACAACCUCCCUGGGCAGCCUGUUCCAGUGCUCUGUCACCCUCACCGUAAAGAAGUUACGAAAAUGGUUACAAGACAGCAAAACAUCUGCUGUGUUGUCUUGAGGUAUUUGCUACUCCCACAAGCAGGCAGAGUGGUUUGAAAUUAGCUGGAAGACUAAUGAAGCAUAGCUAAUGUUGCUGGAGGGGUGUUGUGAGGCUCCUGGGCCUUACGGAAUGUUUCUGUAAUGGCUUAGUUCAAUGUGUACCUCUGUUUGCCCUUGGGGUGGAGGGACACUGUGACAACAGCAGAGGACGCUGGGCAAAUAUUGUGAAUUGCAAACAGUGUGUAAUCAGGCAGAGACAGCUGCCGGUGCCGCAGCCGGGCAGGACAGCAGUGCUUGGCCGGGGGCUCUGAGCACCAGGGACCGAGCCAGCCUAGGAGCGUGGUGUGGGCCCUAACUCCUGUUCCCAAUCCCUGCCCAGGGGAGGCCUCAGCUUUGCCGGAGACAGCCUGGGAGCAAGUGGGGAUGACAGAGGUGUGGGAGCAGCGGGAGGAACCGAGGCAGUGUAAGGGCAGCGUGUGCAGACUUGUAAGUAGUGAUGACAAGGCAGGGGGUAUAGCCUGUGGGUGAGACAGUGUGAGCCUUAAAUUAGUUGAGGGAAUCUGGGUUAGAGAUUAGGGGAAAAAUAAGCCUUGAAACUUGCAGGGCAAGGCUGCUGAAAGAAUGUAGGAGUCCCAGAGGUUUUCUGGGAAUAACAUGACCCCGUGCUAGGGCCCAAGUGCUGAAUUUGCAGAGAACAGAGAGGACCUCAAGGCUGUGGGUUUAGGAGGCCGUGUUUGUCUUGGCUCACACUUCAACCUGAGUGAUUCUGCUGUUUAAAUCCUCUUGGUGCAUGCAGCACAGCUGGAGUGAACCUCCCUGCUCAGCCAUGGGCGUGCUGCAGGGCUGCCCUGGAAGCAGGAGGGUUUGUGCAGGUGGUGAUGGUCCACAGGGUAGCAAAGUGGGCAGCAGAAUAAACCCAGCUUCUCUACUGCUUUGUCUCCUGAAAUCCUCUGGCAGCUUCCACCAGUUGAAAGCAGACCUCUGUCCUUGCUGGAAAACAAGCUGAGGGAGAAAAAUACUGGCUGCCUUGAGCACCUUUCUUCUUGCUGCAGAAACUUCUAACAGGCUGCUUACUUGAGGAGUCAUUGAAGUCCUGUUUGUCACCAAGGGUGUGCUCCUGUCCUCAAGUCGUGGAACAUAAAGCUCAUAAGAAUGAGGUUGCUGGUGAGCAGAUAAGCUGGGGGGGGGGGGGGGCUGACUUCCCCUUUUCUCCAGAGAGACGUUUCACUUGUGCACGUGCUGGUUGUCUCAGCAGCCAGGGAUGUCCCAAGGGCUGCGCACUAGCCCAGCGAAGCGUUAGAACCUCCCUCUGCUCUUUGCUCUGUGAUCCAUUUGUAGCUGUUUGAGGCCUGUGGGAUUUGCAGAGCUGUGCAUCCCAAGGGUCUCUUCUCGGAGAUGCGUCAGGCCAGCCGGAGGUCAUCCCACGGCUAUUCCUCCACCCUGUUACCGAAAGUGCCAACUGCACCUUCACCACCUCAUCCCAGCCCCUCUGCUUCCUGAGAACAGCUCUCGAAAUGUCUGCUAGUAUUGAAAGUUGUCUCCAUGUCAAAGGGAAUGAUAUCGUGGAGGUAAAACCAGGCCUGGUGUACAGCCAGGGUCACAAAAUGGUGGUGAGGGGCUUGAGGUCUGUCAAUGCUCAGCUGUCUGCCAAGGAGGGUUGGGCAAAUGCUGGGAGAUGUUUCUUCUAGGCCCAUGUCUGUGUCUGCUCAUUGGCCUGUGCUACAGAGGAACCCCCCAGAAUUUCCUAUAUUGGCACUGAAAGUUGUAUUUGCUGCUGUUUUGGUUUUUUGGUUUCUUUUUUCAGUUGAUUUGGCAGUGUGGAGUCAGUGCUGCAGAAACACAGCUGGUUUCUUUUCCAGCCUUCAACCCAGCUGCCUUUGGCAACCUCAGCUGGGGAAAGCCGGUGCUGAGCUAGGGCCACCUGUGUGUGGCAGCUUAUCUUUUGUGUUUUGGUAGGGAACAGAAUAGAUCAAGGCCAUGUUGGAUGUGGUUUUGAGAAACCUGGUCUAGUGGAAGGUGUUGCUGCCCAUGGCAUUAGAUGGUCUUUAAGGUCCCUUCAAACCCAAACCUUUCCAUGAAAUCAGGUUGGUUUCAGAAGAAUUUAAUGGGAAUCCAUGCGAGAUGUUGUUCACAAAAGCCCUCGUGGUUGGUUUACCCUCCCAAGUGAUAGUCUGUUAAAAUCUC